ACGACUCUGCAACCAGCAAACCCAAGGGUCUCUUCUCGCAGCCCAAGAAAAUGACCCAAACGCUAACAGCAGAGCAGAUCACGGAGUACAAGGGGAUCUUUGAGAUGUUCGACGAAGAGGGGAAUGGCUUGGUGAAGACGUCAGAGCUGGAGCGGCUCAUGAGUUUGAUCGGCAUCAAUCCCACCAAGAGGGAACUGGUGACGAUGGCAAAGGACGUCGACAAAGACAAUAAAGGCACCUUCAACUGCGACGGAUUCCUAGUUUUGAUGGGGAUCUACCACGAAAAAGCCAAAAACCAGGACGAAGAGCUGAGAGCGGCCUUCAAAGUCUUCGACCAAGAGCACAAAGGUUACAUUGAGUGGAACACGCUGAAAUAUGUGCUGACAAACGCUGGAGAGCCACUGGAUGAACAUGAAGCUGAGCUCAUGAUGAAAGAAGCCGACAAGGAUGGGGACGGGACCAUUGAUUAUGAAGAAUUUGUGGCGAUGAUGACCGGCGAAUCUUUUAAACUGACCCAAUAAGUCUCCCUGGAAGAAAGGAAUGAUUGACAAAGGUUCUCUUGACGCAUCACCCUGUUUUUCUCCUUGGAAUGUAAAUGCACAAAAUAGGUCAUCUUUCUGGUGUUUAGAGAUAAUAAAGUAAUGCUAUCGAACGUCAGCAUCCCUGCUGAAAGACAGUGCAAGCAAAGCUAUGUAAUGUAUUAAGGCGUAAUGCAAUGAGUUGCGUUGACAAACUUAGUAACAUGAAUGGUAGCAGUUCCAAACAAUUUUAUUUGUUUUAAGGUGACUUUCAAAAAGCAAUAUUCCAAGCGAUGGUGGAAAAUGUUCUCAGCAUAUCCCUAUAGUACAGAUCUAAGUUGGUUUCCUCUCAGUUGGGAAUUGCAGAUUGGUCAUGAAAUCCAGACUCAGCUUCAAGAAGAAAGUCCUCACUUCUCGGGUUCCUUGGAAGAGACGCUCCUUGUUUCUUUUGGCACCCAAAUAAUGUGAGUGUAAAUGAUCGGAUUAUAUACCAUCAUUCUGAACAAUGUAACACUGGCAGUAGAACCAUUUUACCGUUGCUGAAGAGCUCCAUUAAUAAAGGUUUAAUGAAAGAAACAUCUCUGCUCCAAGUGUCAAUGAAAGAGAGGAAAAGGGAGAUUUUGGCAGAGCAAGGAGUGAUGGAAAAGUUACUUGUGACUGGAAGGGAACACAAAUGCACACCUUUGCUGUUGUUAGUCAAAGCCAGGUUGACCAGAUGUCCUAACCGCAAAGGAAGAGUUGGCCAGGAGCAAAAUGCUCCUCUCAGUGUUGUGAUGGCUACUAGGGCAACUGAAAAUGGCACAUGAAUCAGUGCAGGCUUUUGAGAUCUUUGGAGCGCUGCAAAGUUUAGGACGUUCAAGGAAAAUAUAGACGUGGUACAUACCACCAACAAGCGCUUUCCCGGACUGCUUUGUGCAACAUUUUGCUUGAGAAGCGCUCCGAAGAUCUCAAAAGCCUGCACUGAUUCAUGUGCCAUUUUCAGUUGUCCUACUAGCCAUCACAACACCAAGAGGAGCAUUUUGCUCCUGGCCAACUCUUCCUUUUCUGCAUGGCUUGGGAGAGUAAUAUAUAUAAAAAAUGCUUAUAAGUGCUAGGAUCUUCUUUGCACUUUUAAAAAAUACAUACAGACAUAUAUGACAAUACUACAGGGAAGACAGAGGCGUGUCACCAAGUGAGAGAGCUGAAAAAGGGACACUUCGGAUGAGGGCAAAGGAGAGGUUUGAGUAGAUGGAGGGUUGCAAUGCCAGCCCCUCCAAGCCCUGGAAGAUGCCAGCGGGUGUUUUGCUUGGACCAGGCUGACCAGCUGAUGACAACCCUGGAAAUUGCUGGGUUGACUUUGGAAGGGCGAAGAGUAUCACACGCCCACAUGCUCACAUGCUUAUGAAACCCAGGCUGCCCAAGGGAGAGGGAGGAUUCAAACAUAAGGAAGAGAGAAGAGCACAAGACCCACCGAGCUUGGCUUAAAGGUUAUGGAUGUUAUUCUUAGACAACAGUAAGGAUGUCGAAACACCUGCCAUGGAAGGGAAUGCAAUCUGGGUUGGCUGGAAGAAAAACCCAGGGCUGGGCUAGUCCAACUAAAAUGUCCACCAUCCCCAGCCAGUUGACCAAGGAUGAUGGAGGCUUUAAUCCAAAUGGAGAGUGUUGUAGGUGCUGCAAAAAGAUGGCUUGCCUAGUUAUUCCGGGCAAAUGUUUCGUGCUGUCUGGUCUUCCAAGGAUUUGGGCAUAUUUUAUUCCAUGGGAAGAGCAGGAUGCACUUCAUCCUAAAGCACAGCCCUCACAGGAUCCCGCUUGGAUCAGAUCACAGGUCUAUCCAAGCUGCGCGCUGCUCUCCGGUUCAAAGCCAAACCAAAUCGAAAGGUGGUAUUGAAACUUUGGUAGAAUUUUGUAGAACGUGCGCCAUGAUCAGGUUUAUUUUAUCUAUUUUAAUUGAUUGUAUGCACAGCGCUGUGUAAAUCGACAGCGCUAUAUAAUAAUAAACUAUACAGCAAAGAUAAAAACAGGAAUUCAGCCCAGUAUUUCAUUCCUCCCACUUUCCUUCUUGGCUUUAAAGAGCACCAGUCAAAAUCCUGCUCUGCAAUUCCUCUCCAGGGACUUGGUUCUUUGGUGGGAAGAGAUCUCUUCUAAACCUGACACCUUGAAAUGUCACUUUCUUAAACACAACCCCAGGUUCUGGGUGUAGUAGUCCAAAGACAGCUUUAAUGAGUGGCGACGUCUUGGUCUCAUUCACACACAGACAGCAAAUUCCUCAUCCGAACGUGGUUCCUAUCUAGGAAGUAAUCCAAGAGGCUGUAACUUUCUGGCACCACUCUCACUGUGCAAAGACUGCACCCCUUGCCUGAGUAAAUUUGCUCAAGGUUCGGUUCCUUUGCCUGCAAUGCCAAGUUAAGUGGUACAAUGCUGUUAAGUUUAACAUUUACGACUCCUUUCUCCUUGCUCCGUUGUCCUUUUGCCGUAUGCAGGAACUAGAAAAGGACUUACUGCAGGGGUGGGAGUCAUGCUGUUGUUGGACUGCUGCCCCCAGCAUGCGCCACCACUGACUAUGCUGGCUAGGACUGCUGGGAUUUGCAGUCCAACAACAUCUGAAAGGCAGGAUGAUUCCCACACCUGACUUACUGCAGCAGAGGAGAAUCUGGUCAAUCCUCUCCAUUUGCGGCUUUGACUUUUGCUGAUC
Molecule: messenger RNA, 3189 nt
Organism: Sceloporus undulatus (fence lizard)
Lineage: Eukaryota; Metazoa; Chordata; Lepidosauria; Squamata; Phrynosomatidae
Gene: CALML6
Product: calmodulin like 6
Exons: 5
Coding region: 51-521 (156 amino acids)
Cellular component (GO): myosin II complex
Molecular function (GO): calcium ion binding
Source: RefSeq, a predicted model, not a curated record